This is a messenger RNA of Nematostella vectensis (starlet sea anemone), 2566 nucleotides long. RefSeq lists its product as uncharacterized. Gene Ontology annotation, biological process: exonucleolytic trimming to generate mature 3'-end of 5.8S rRNA from tricistronic rRNA transcript (SSU-rRNA, 5.8S rRNA, LSU-rRNA). Gene Ontology annotation, molecular function: nucleic acid binding; zinc ion binding; 3'-5'-RNA exonuclease activity. The transcript is spliced from 9 exons. The record is from RefSeq and is a predicted model, not a curated record. NCBI's taxonomy places the organism in Eukaryota, Metazoa, Cnidaria, Anthozoa, Actiniaria, Edwardsiidae. The coding region runs from base 183 to 2450 and encodes 755 amino acids.
CUGAAAUUUGAAAAAAAAUGUUGGCUCGUUCGUCGCUUGCUUGGUUGCUUUUCGUUGGAGCUGGUUUGUUGUUUUGUUUAAAUUCUUAAGCAUCUCCUGUUUAUCCAUAUCUUUAGUUCUGAGAAUGAGUGAUAACAUCCACUAUCGAUGAGUGAAGAAAAGUGGAGCAAGUAGAAGCGAAUAUGGCGAAGUCGAGCUCGUCAAAAAGUUCCAUUUCUACCAAGGAACUCGCAAAGACACUAGGGUUAGUCAGCAAAUGGUCUUCAGGCAAGAAAUCAAGGUCUUCUAAGAAACAGCCUUUCGACUAUUUGGUAGUGAUAGACUUUGAAUCAACAUGUUGGAAAGAGAAGAGAAGGAAUAGUGCACCAGAAAUAAUUGAGUUUCCUGCAGUAGUGGUCAGUACCUCUACUGGUGAAAUAGUCUCAGAGUUUCGACAGUUUGUGUCCCCAACUGAGCACUCACGUCUGAGUGAAUUCUGCACCAAACUCACAGGAAUCACACAGGACCAAGUAGAUGCAGGGAUUCCUAUUGGGGCGUGUCUUGUGCUUUUUUCUCGCUGGUUAAAGGAGCUGCAACAGCUGAAAGGCAUCAGAUUCAUGUCUGACAUCACGAGACCCAACGGCAGGCCAAUAGACCAGGCGAAAUGGGCAAUGUCUGUCACAUGGUCCGACUGGGAUAUCGGGAUCUGUCUGAAGAACGAGUGUCUAAGAAAGAGACAUCUAGUGCCGCCUGAACUUCGGAGUUGGAUAGAUCUCAAGGCGACUUAUAAGAAGUUCUAUAGUCGUAAGCCUGACGGGCUGGCCGGUGCACUCAAGGAUUUGGGGAUACGGUUUGAUGGUAGAGAACACUCAGGCCUAGAUGACGCGCGGAAUACCGCUGCUCUGGCGUGGAGGAUGGUGCGUGACGGAUGCGUUAUUAGCGUGACCAGCUCUUUAGACGCGAGUGUGAGCACCCUUCAAGGGAUCAUCCUUAACAAUUUCCAAAACACUCCUGCGAUUGGCUCGAAUCUGUCAGCGCAACAAAAUCAAGGACAAGGCAUUGUCAAUGUCAGCAAUACUACAAGUCCUGCUUGCAGCCGCUGCUCAGAGAAUCUCGGACGUAAUAUACCCCUUGCUAUACUUGACCACUGGGAGAGCACUUCUUUUACCAACGCUAAUCGUACGAUAAAACAAGUUAACUACGUUAAGAACCGUGGGUCCCAAGGCCCACCGGGAAAACUUGACCACGGGAACAGCACGUGUAUCCCAGACGCCAACCUCGUGCUCAGGCACAGUAUCAGAUCUUGCCAUUCAAGCAAUCAUAGCGUGCAUAACAACUACAACUCGCCUAUAUCCCCUGCAGUAGUUUUUGAACCACUCGCUGAAAAUCCACAUGAUUUGUGCGAGCAAGAAAGGGAUUUCUUGACGACGAAAGUUCAAAGUUUGAUUACCCCUCGCGUUUCACUAUUGAGUGUACCGGACACUGAUGUUAAAGAAAACAAGUCUACUUGCCUGGUUCCCACCGCCACCUCCCUUAGUUCUCUAAGAACGUCGAGGAUGCCUUCUGUUCUAAAGGGAGAGCUAUUUUCUCUCGAGUCACGGAAGGUAAAUGCACGAGACAAGACAGACGUCGUGCAGAGAGGAUUGGUGAAACAGAGUGUGGUGGUGAACAAGACCCUUAGUCAGGGCAGUACAGAGAGACGGGCACUAGGAAUCAAGCGACGACGAUAUCACGGCACGGGUGAUCCCCAUGGCACCGCCACAAACCGCCUAGUGACGUCAAAUGAAACCGCUGACUGUAAACAUGCUCACACAACAGGUCCAGGUUCCUCGACGCGCGUGACUAGUGUACCACCAUGCAACGCGACAGCGAAAUACGUCAAUGCUACCAUUUCCUGCUCCAAAAGCGUGACGCCCCCUGUCACGCCAACCACUGGCAAUGUUACGACAUCUACAGGCACCGCUGUGCAAUCAACGCUUGUCACGAAAGUACCGCACUCUCGAACUGUCACGCCGUAUUCUACUAAUUUUACAAACUCUUCGGAUAGUCCGAUGAAAAGGCACCUCACAAAUGUCAAAGCCACAGGACUUGUCGCGCCAAUUACCAAGUAUUUCAUUUACGGUUGCGUUACUCCUGGCGCAUCACGCACACCGACCCUUGUGCCUAGCAUUAAUGGCGGGAAUACAACUCCGCCGCUAUGUGAUUGCGGGCGACGGGCUAAACGACUGACCGUAAUGAAGCCCGGACCCAAUCAGGGAAGAGUAUUCUACGCUUGCUCAGUAGGCAAAUCUAGAGCCAGUUUUGGGCGAACGCCAAUGAAGAAAAAGUCCGGGUGUAACUUUUUUCACUGGGAACCGCGUGUCUCUCGGGAGGUGUCGCGGGCUCAAAGUGCGCCUGGUGUUUUUACACGAACUAAACGCGUAACUGGUCAGCAGUAUUUUAUUAAGCCACAAAGAUUCAGUGUUGGAUGACCACGGUCUUCAAAAUAAUGUGUGAAUUUAUUAUAAUAUAUAAUAAUACAAUAUUCAUGUUAUCCCGUGUAAAACCACCUUCAGAUUAUGAAUUGCAAUUAAAUAUAAAUACAAUA